GACAGUGAGCUGUCGCUGCUCGUCUUCAUGCAGGAACGUGGCAUGUGGAAUAUUUUCCUGCAAACAACCUGAAUCUCCAGACACAAGGAUGUCUUGGCCUGCUCUGUAUGCUCAGUUAGUCGGAGCAAACCGUCACUCCACCAGCUUGGGUAAAGUGUGGCUCUCUGUGCUGUUCAUUUUCCGGGUCAUGGUGCUGGUUGUUGCUGCUGAGAGCGUCUGGGGGGACGAGCAAUCUGACUUCACCUGUAACACACUGCAGCCCGGCUGUGAAAACGUCUGCUAUGAUCAGUUCUUCCCCGUGUCCCACAUCCGUCUCUGGUGUCUUCAGCUCGUCUUUGUCUCCACACCAACGCUCCUGGUUGCAAUGUAUGUGGCCUAUCGGAACCAUAGAGAUAAGAGGAGGCUCCUACAGGUCAGCAAAGGCCAGGAUGAAGAAUUGGAGACUCUGAGGAAACGGAGGCUCCCAAUAGCUGGCGCCCUCUGGUGGACAUACGCCUGCAGCCUGGUGUUCAGGCUGCUGUUUGAAGGAGGCUUCAUGUAUGCCCUGUAUGUGGUAUACGAUGGUUUCCAGAUGCCACGGCUGGUGCAGUGUGACCAGUGGCCGUGUCCUAAUCUGGUGGACUGUUUCAUCUCUCGCCCCACCGAGAAAACCAUCUUCACUGUUUUCAUGGCCACUGCCUCUUCUAUCUGCAUGGUCCUUAACAUGGCUGAACUUGCAUAUCUCAUUGCCAAGGCUGUCACUAGGUAG
Messenger RNA from Chelmon rostratus (copperband butterflyfish), 748 nucleotides. Its product is annotated as gap junction beta-6 protein-like. The record is from RefSeq and is a predicted model, not a curated record. Gene Ontology annotation, biological process: cell communication. Bases 89 to 748 code for a protein of 219 amino acids. Lineage: Eukaryota; Metazoa; Chordata; Actinopteri; Chaetodontiformes; Chaetodontidae. The transcript has 5 exons. Gene Ontology annotation, cellular component: connexin complex.